UCUUCAAUAAGCGAGAGAUCGGUUGGAAGAGAUGACUUUAACACCAUCUCCAUUCAGGCAUCUGCUUUCAUCAUAAAUCCUCCUGAAAAUGUGACAAUUCAAUGGCACGAAAAUAACAUCACUAUUUAUUGUCAAAAUCCAGAUAUUGAUUACCAGAGUAUAUGCUAUGAAAUGAAAAUGAGGUUCAAAAGCAGCAAUACAAAUCAUUGGGAGAAACCUAUAGUUUCUAAAGAAUGCAUGGGAUUCAUACCUUUUUACUGUACAUUUGACGAUAUAAACCUGGAUCCAGAAAACUGCUAUCUAAUCGAAUUACAAUUCUUCGGAUUACGUCAUUGUUUUAUUGAAGACAUUGAAAGUGUAUGGGGUCCAAACAUCUCCUUAGUAAAAGGAAUGGACUCAGACACCUGUAUGAAGAAUGAAGAUAUUCGCAAAGAUUCUGUAUCUUACGGAUUUGCCAAUUUAUUGUAUAUUUCAUCUGCCCUUCUCUUAUUGGUAAUUUUCAUUACGUCACUUGCAUGUGCUACGAAAAGAUUAAAAAAACAUGUGUUUCCAGUUAUACCUGACCCGAAACAUACAUUUUCUAGUCUAUUUGAAGUCUAUAGAGGAAAUUUUCAGGAGUGGACAAAGAUUUCUGGAAAUGAAACAAAACAUGUACAAUUGGAAUUCCUUGAAAAUGAGGACAUUAUUGAAGAAAGGUGUGACAAGCAAAAGCAAAUGGAAAAAGAAGAGUAUUUUGUUGAAGAUGAGUGCAAAGAAGAAAAGCAUACUCCAGAGAAAGACUACACUGUUUUGCCAGAUAUUCACCAUAUAGCAAUAGAACAAAUGAAAAAUAUUAUGAUGACUUCUGCAGAACCUUUGGAGAAUGAUUCUGAUAUUUGCAUUGGAAAUGUGACAUACACAAUGAAUGACAGCAUGUAUAUAAUGCUUUAAUAAAUGGAAAAUACUGAAAAGGGUUGGGUGAACGGUAUCAAGAGCAGAUAAGCUAAAGUAAUCGUAAAUAUGUGUGUAAAUAGCAAGGUAAUGUAUGGAUAUAGCAGUAUUUAGUCAUACCUUCCAAAACUGUAAUUGGAAUGAUGGGGUGUGACAUUCCACAUGAAA
Messenger RNA from Pelobates fuscus (common spadefoot toad), 1098 nucleotides. Its product is annotated as cytokine receptor-like factor 2. Bases 172 to 930 code for a protein of 252 amino acids. The transcript has 6 exons. The record is from RefSeq and is a predicted model, not a curated record. NCBI's taxonomy places the organism in Eukaryota, Metazoa, Chordata, Amphibia, Anura, Pelobatidae.